AUGGCUCAUAGGUCCAGGAAUAAUCACAAAUGCCUUCCAUCUACACUCUCAUCUACUCCUAGUACAAUGGGUCCUCUUAUAUUCAUCGCCAUCUUAUUUUCUAUGUUUUUUGAACUAUGCCUUACUUCCGACCCUCCACCCUCUACUCUAGGAGGCUAUUAUAUCGAUUCAUCAUGUAUAGGUUUGGGCGUUGACAUAGCUGUCAUAGAAGCAGUUGCAAUGGCACGGCAGGCUGUCCGUAGUCUAGAUAUGAUGACAAGCUAUUUCAGUGGCCAUCCAUUGGGACAGGGGCCGGGGCGUGAUAGAGCGGCUGAUGAUUUGGGCCAUAUUCUACAGUAUACAUUCGGUAUCGACUCUCGAUCGAACGACCCGCAAACGAGCCAUUAUCUAGACAAAGUGCGCGAAAUUAUGGUAUCAGUCGCGAAUCUGAGAUACAACAGGGACCUAGGAAGUAGUAGCGUGCGCGUCUAUUGCGACAAUGAUGCCCGCUGGAGAAGAGCAGCCGCCUCGGCAAGUCCAGACCAGCGGCAUGUCUAUUACGACCUCGCGCAAGGGUUCGAUCGUCAUCGUCAGCCACUGCUCUGGCUAGAUGGUGUUCCUCGUUGUCGUGACCCGGGAUCCGCAACACAAUCACACUCGCGAAUAGCACAACGCAUCGUCCUCAGUAUUUCUCAACCUGCGCCUGAUUCUGUUGCGGACUUCUCCAGACUUCCUCAAUAUGCGCCUGAUCCUAGGGCUAUACCUCUAGCAUCAAUGAAAUACAGAUUGGAGAAUCUGCAGCAUGGGACAAGGCAGACUGGUCAUGGAUUCAGACUGUAACAUACGGAUCUACGGGACACAAAAUCAGGCGUACAGUGAACCAUGCAUUCUUCGGUUUGCUUGCUUUCCUGUCAAGUAAUGGAGUCCAGUUAAGUCUAGAUCAUACGCGUGCUUUGGCCGGGGACUUAAUCUUGAUUGAUAGAGAUAGUUUUAUGAAUCUCUAGAGGAUGGCCCGUGGAAAUACCGUAUCCUUGGUAUUCAGGAAAAUCUCCUCUUCUUUCAAGGUUCAAGAUGUCUUCUUAUAGACUAAAGUAAGGAGUUUAGAGC
Molecule: messenger RNA, 1086 nt
Organism: Pseudovirgaria hyperparasitica
Lineage: Eukaryota; Fungi; Ascomycota; Dothideomycetes; Acrospermales; Acrospermaceae
Exons: 6
Coding region: 1-819 (272 amino acids)
Source: RefSeq, a predicted model, not a curated record